Messenger RNA from Prorocentrum cordatum, 3107 nucleotides. The record is from the annotation of a GenBank genome assembly. NCBI's taxonomy places the organism in Eukaryota, Dinophyceae, Prorocentrales, Prorocentraceae.
GCCGCCACAUGCUGCAGGGGUCCGGCGAGCGCACCUGCACGACCGUGGUUGGCAGGGAGCUCCUCGGGGAGGCGCUGGGCGGCGCGAUGGUCGGCCAGACCGCGGGGCGCUGCCGCGGGCACUGCCUCGAGGAGUCCAGCUGCGGCUGCUACUCGUUCGACCCGAGCCGCAACGGAACUUGCUGGCUCAAGAGGAAGCCUUGCAACGAGCUUCUCGUCUGGACGGAGACUGAGGACAUGACGUCAGGAAGCUGCCGCGAGAUGCGCCCGCAGGUCUGCACCAGCGUCAAAGGCAAGAACGUCGAGUCGGACGUACUGAUCAAGGACGGGGAGCGGACUUUGUUCACAGAUUACGACGCUGGUAAGUGCCAAAAGCGUUGCCAAGAAACGGGAGGUUGCAAUUGCUACACGUUCGACUCCAGUCGCAAUGGCACGUGUUGGCUGAAAACCGGUGUUUGUGACAACUUCUACGAGUCGGAGGAGACAGGGAACAUGAUAAGCGGUACUUGCCGCGAGGAGCGCCCUGUUCUCGAUUGGCCCAUGAGCACAAAGCCAGAAGACGGCGGCGGCCUGGCAGCAACAGCGGUCGAGCAGAAGCACUGGUCAGGCCGCCAGAUUUGUACCAGUGUGUUGGGGAAAGACAUCGCAGACGCCACCGAUCUCUCAUUCGCAGUGAACUCCACGGCCAGUGCGUGCCAGAGCCGUUGCGCGAGCACGCCAGAGUGCAAGGGCUACAGCUUCGACCCCAGCCGAAACAGCACCUGCUGGCUGAAGAGGGGCCCGUGCCAGGGGGACUUCGUCGAGCGGCCCGAGACGAGCGACAUGGUGGCGGGCAGGUGCAGCGAGGGCAGGCCGCUGCUCGACUGGCCGCUGCGCGCCACGAGCAGGAAGCAGGGCCUGCUGGAGAAGUUCCGCGUGACCCAGGGCGCCAGGAAGGACUCGGUCGCCCUGCUCAGCCACCACGGCACCUACGUCACCGCCCAGAGCGACGGCUCCGUCACCGUGGACGGCGACAGCGUGGGCGACUGGGAGUCGUUCGAGGAGGUCUGGCCCGACGACACCCACGUCUCCUUCAGGACAUUCCAUGGGGGCCUCAUCACGGCAACAGUGGACGGGAUUGUGUCGGUUGGCGAGUUCCCUUCCAGCCCAGGACAAACGCGCCUACACGACGAGCACGAGGGCUUCUUCGAGCACCUCCUCGAGGAGAUUGGUGAUGUGGCUGCCAAUUCUGAGGACGCCUCGUUCGAGGUAGUUGUCAAUUCUGAGGGCGACAGCAUCUCCCUGAAGACCUCGUGGGGCAGCUACCUGACAUCGGUACGUGUGGGCACGGCCGACGGCGUGGUGAUCCGUGGCGAUCGCGACACGAUCGGCAGCUAUGCUUCUUUCAUUUUGCGCGCGAAGAACCAGGAGACGAGCUGGCUCGACAAUGAGGUGACCCUGCAGUCUUAUUUGGGCACCUACGUCGGUGUCAGCGCGGGCGGUAAGGUCGUGGUCAGCGCUCAAGUGGCAAACCUCACAGCGUGCGAUGAGUUCAGACUGGUGGACGGGGGUGAUGGCACUGUAGCCCUCAAGACUUGCAUGGGCACGUUCCUGAGCGCGAUGGAGGACGGUUCCGUCACCGCAGACCAAAUGAGAGUUGGCGAUUGGGAGCAUUUUAUGAUCGAGACUGUCCACACGCAAUUCUUCAGCGCCCUGGACCUGCCAGUACGCAAGACUGGGAACCUUACGGGGGGAGGCACGACAUCGUCGAAGCUGGACCCGGGCACCGUGUCGUCGCGUGAGCCCCAGUCGGUCGUACUUAAGACCUUCCAUGGCGGGUACCUCUUCCCAGUCGAGGAGUCCAAGCGCGUGCAGGAGGACGCAAGCCCUUCAGAGGGCUGGCGCGUAACACAGGCGAUGAUCUUCACGCAGACGUGCGAGGAAGCGGGGAUGAUGCCCAUCACCGAUCAGAGCACGUGCGAUGCCGCCGCGAGCAGCAUCGGCCCCGCUCACAACAGUUCUGGCGUCGACAUCCCCACGGUCACGGAUGCUGGGGUCCCAGAGGGGUGCUACACAGUGAACCAGACCCACUUCAAGAUGGGCACGAACGCCGACAACCGAGGCAUUGGAGUGGUGCACAGAGACGAUGGCACGGUACUGAACCCCAUCUGCUCCGGGGGUUGCCCGAAGUGCGCGCCUCCGAACCCAUCGCCGCCUGCGAUGGUGAUCCUGUUCUACGAGCGCGACCUGUGCAAGAUGAAGUUGCUUGCCGCGUCCCUCACGAAGCACGAUCCGAAUCUGUUCAUCGGCACCAUACACCUCGUGUGGCUCUCGAAGCAUCCCCCCAGUGACUACAUGGGCGACAUCGACUCGAUCCGAAAUGCUGCGGCGGCGUCGCACACUGUACGCUUCCAUGACAUGUCCUGGAUGUUCGGGGCUGGCAUGCAUGGCUGGCACACGCAGCAGAUAGUGAAGCUGAAAGCCUCUGGCCUGGUCGAGGAGGACUACUAUGUGGUGAUGGAUGCCAAGAACGCGCUCAUCCGCGACAUUCAGCCAGACACAUUCAUGACGCCUUGCUACCAGGCCAAAGUUUUCGCGGAUACGGACUUUGAUCAUCUGAACGAGGACGCGAAAGGGUGGUACUACAAGUCAGCGGAGGUCCUCGGUGUCGGCAUCCCGCCAGGAAGGAAGUGGUCCGCAUCGAUCACGCCGGUGGUGAUGCACACCCAGACGGUGAUCAACAUGCUGCAGGACAUACACGAGAGCCCCAGCCCGCUCUCCCUGUGCAACGGCGCCCUCUGUGGGCACAUCGAGUACGGCGCGACUGAGUUCACCCUGUACUACCUCUACGCCGCCACCAAAACGGACGAGAAGUGCAUCCACCGGGAGUCCCACCACAACCCAGCGGUUUCCAUGUGGCGGGGUUUUCAGGACACGGGAGUGGUCCAGAGGGCGAUGGAUGAUCCCAACGUCCUGAUCUUCGGCGCCCAAACCGGUUCUAUGCCUGGCGGCGACGCAGGCCAGAAGAUCGCGAGCCAAUUGCAGAAGCUCUUCGAGGACGCUGGGGUCCAUGACCCUGCGAACUAUAGUGCCGAAGCUAUGGCGGGGUGCGUGGUCGGCUGGGGCUGA